Messenger RNA from Dermacentor silvarum, 1844 nucleotides. Its product is annotated as acetylcholinesterase. Lineage: Eukaryota; Metazoa; Arthropoda; Arachnida; Ixodida; Ixodidae. Gene Ontology annotation, biological process: acetylcholine catabolic process; choline metabolic process. The transcript has 3 exons. Gene Ontology annotation, cellular component: plasma membrane. Gene Ontology annotation, molecular function: acetylcholinesterase activity. The record is from RefSeq and is a predicted model, not a curated record. Bases 99 to 1712 code for a protein of 537 amino acids.
CGGAAGCGAAAGGGCGAUGUAGUAUAGAGCUCGCACUCGGCUCGCACCUGCAAGGACUGAACCUUAAGUGAAAAAGCGUCGGGACGUUUCUCUGUAUAAUGAAAGACUCAGCCAAGAACCCGCUAGUUGCAAUGAAAUUGUCAGUGGUGCCUCUCGUUCUCUCAUUUGCCUGCGCUACGAGCACUGUGAUCGUCUCGACAAGCGAGGGUCGCCUUCGAGGUCGGAACUCGACAAUACUCGACAAAGAAAUCCAAGUAUUUCUGGGCAUUCCGUACGCUAAGCCACCUGUGGGUAAUCUGCGGUUCAAUAAACCUCAGGCGCCCGAGCCGUGGCACGGAGUGUACGAUGCAACAAGCGCCAAGGACUCCUGCAUGCAACCUGCAUUUCUCGAGGUUUUCGACAUACCGACAGCGCUUUCCGAGGAUUGCCUUUACGUGAAUGUUUGGACUCCGUUAGCUACAGCCCGGCAGCGAUUCCCCGUUCUAGUGUGGUUUCACGGUGGCAGGUUUCAGGUGGGGUCGGCCUACGAACCAAGGUAUAACGGCUCUGCCUUGGCAGCGCUCAAUGAUGUGGUGGUCGUCUCUUGCAACUUUCGACAGUUUAUACUGGGCUUCCUGGAUUUGAGUCAUACAACGGCUCCCGGUAACUUGGCGCUGUGGGACCAACUGGCCGCCUUGCAGUGGGUGAAGCGAAACAUACGAGUGUUCGGAGGAGACCCGGGUAGGGUCACGGUCUUCGGUGAAAGCUCCGGUGCCAUGUUGCUUCACGGCCACGUUUUGUCACCGCACAGUCGCGGGCUUUUCCACAGGGUCUUCCUUAUGAGCGGGACUAUGAGCACCGACUCAUGCAUGCACUCCUCGUCCGAGAGCAUCGCUGCAAUCAACACCAUCUCCAAGGCCGUCAGCUGCGGCACGUACGAUGGGUCAACCAAUCCUGACGAAGUGCUCGAUUGCCUCCGAAACCAACCCGCUCAAGAUCUCUGCGCAGUGAAAUCAGUGAUAACGCGACCGACAUUUGAGAACGAGUUCAUACCGUGCCGACCUUCGCUUGCCAUGGAGGAAGGAUACUUCGAUCCCUACGAUGCGAUGAUCAGUGUCACAGCUAAUGAGGGAGCUUUCAUUUUCCAUCGCCUCUCCGACAAAGGGCUUCUUAAAGACGACUUGAAUUCUUAUGAAUCGGAAAGAUUUAGAGCUUCUUUGCAAAGCCUUGUCGGCGUUUUCUUUAGGGGGAGAGCCUUUUCCGUUGCCAUGGACUACAUGAACAAGGUUCACAUCGAUGACAAAGUUGCACUGAGGAACAUGGUGGCGGACAUGCUGGGUAACCACUUUUUCUACUGCCCGACAAGAGUCUUCGCAGAAAAAUAUUCUGCUAAGGGCAAUAACGUAUAUGCUAUGGUUUUCGGGCAUCGUUCCGAGAAAUCGCAGCUGCCAGAGUGGUUUGGUGCGACACAUCUGGAAGAGGUGCCUUUCGUGUUUGGUAUUCCGUUCCUGAAUCAGGCUAAUUACACGGACAGGGACAGGGAAUUCAGCGCAGACACCAUGAAAAUGCUGGCAUCAUUCGCUCGAAGUGGGAGGCCUACUUUACCUGACCGUAAGAACUGGCCCAAGUUCACACCUGAACAUCCAGACUUUAUGUGGCUUCAGGCAGGCAAUUACACCAUCGCAGAAGAUUUCGCCUCAGCCGCCUGCGAUCUGUGGAAACAAUCACUCUGAAAUUAUUCUGGAUGCGCGGACUACGCCGCCGAACACGCAUAGUAACAUCCUGAGGCCGAAACCAAAAACCGCAUGGUAGUUUCAGGCGCUGAUGUUUAGGAAUAUUAUGUUUUCCUCAUUAAGAAAUUAAGA